Exophiala oligosperma is the source of this 5276-nucleotide messenger RNA. RefSeq lists its product as uncharacterized. Gene Ontology annotation, biological process: positive regulation of TOR signaling. NCBI's taxonomy places the organism in Eukaryota, Fungi, Ascomycota, Eurotiomycetes, Chaetothyriales, Herpotrichiellaceae. Gene Ontology annotation, molecular function: protein binding. The transcript is spliced from 2 exons. The record is from RefSeq and is a predicted model, not a curated record. The coding region runs from base 297 to 4460 and encodes 1387 amino acids.
CAACCACUCAUACCACGUCGUCGCUCGCUUGAAUUCUUUGUGCUCUACAUGCUUCACUUGAAUCCUUCUCCAACGCAUCCUGAUGACAUCUGACACUGCAGCCACCGCGCAUAAGUGAAGACACGUCUUCGCUUACCGACUACCUCACUGUUCCAAUGAUGCUCUUCCCCGUCAGCCAUGAAGCUAGGAAUUCCAUCCUCUGCCGCCGCCUUCACGCUACUAGCCCUAGACUCAUCGUCAUCGACAUCGACAAUGGCUAUCUGAGCGCAUAUCGCUAAUGCCGGGAAAACACAGUCAUGUCUGAUCCUGUCUCUGCCGAAAGUGAGACUGUCCUGCCUCCACCUGCGCCGCCGCUCCCCCCCAGUCGGUUGGGUCAAUUGCAAAGAAUCAUUGCACCUUGGGGAAAACAUAUUGGCUCAAAAUCGCGUGGCGGCCCAGCGCAAGGCGACGGUGAUCGUGGUCUACGUCGAAUCAGUGGCUCACACAACUACAGUUCCCUACCCUCCCAGACAGCCACCCAUCGUACAGGCAUACCGAUUGCUGCGCUCGAUAUAAAUCAGUCCGGGACACAUGCGAUCCUCGCCGGAAAGGAGAUCCUCAAGACUGUCCACGUCCACGAAGGAAAAGUGACUGAGGAUCUGAAUCUUCGGGCCUCCAUCAAUUCAUAUUCCUCCGCCCAUACGACGCCUCAGUUUGACUGGGCGGCAAGACGCAGGGACUUCCUGCCAGCAAGAGAUGUGCGAUGGUCUACCGGAAAUUGGGCCCAUGUCGUUGCCACAGCCGCCACAAAUGGCCGCGUUGCACUCUAUGACUUGAAUGCCCCGGGCCCAAGAAUUGAGUUGGCAUGGCUGCAUGAACAUACUGGCCAGAUCAACAAACUGGACUUUGAUCCUCAUGCCGGCUACCUGUUGCUGUCAGCAUCCCAAGACAAGUCGGUAAAAUUAUGGGAUAUGCGAGAGCCAAAACCAGAGAAGUCUCGACAGCGCUUUGAUGUGCGUAGCGCUGUAAGGGACGUUCGUUGGUCACCGCUUGAGCCCUUUGAUUUCGCCGUCUGCGCUGAUGGUGGCAUUGUCCAGAAGUGGGAUGCUCGAUCUCCCACAGGACCAAAGUUGAGUAUCAAUGGCCACGAGAAGGCAUGCUACUGUCUCGAUUGGCACCCAGAUGGCCGCCAUGUGGUUUCUGGAGGCUUUGACAAGUUCGUUCGAGUAUGGGAUUUUCAAAGCGACAACAGACGGCAAAAGCCAGUCUUACAGUUUCGGGCACCGCAUGCAAUCAGGAAUAUCAGAUGGAGACCUCCAUGUAGGGAAACAGAGUCCGCAGCGAACCAGUGCCAGAGCACUCAGGUCGCGGUGUCGUAUUACCACGACGAUCCACGACUUCAUAUCUGGGAUCUCAGGCGGCCUCUGCUUCCCUUUCGGGAGCUUGACAGAUAUGCUACACCUGCCAAUGACCUCCUGUGGGCGGAUCAAGAUUUGCUUUGGACGGUUGGGGACGAAGGAGUCUUCACCCAAUGGGACGUGAAACAUGCAACUCCUCUGUAUAAUCAGCUCCCCCCUGGUGCCUCGAUGUUCAUGCCAGAUGGACAGUACUACACAUUUACUGAAGACAGAGAACCCUGCUACGCACCUGGAUUAGAUGAUGCCGCCUUGGGAUUUCUGAGCAUUCCUCCGGAUAAAUUGAGCGGCGGGGAGGACGCUGCAGUCAGUCGCAGUUUUACGGAUGAUGAAGCUAGUCAAGAGCCAACCAGUGGGAGAAAAAUACGACGUCGUGGUCGAAAUACCACGUCGUCAAAAUCUAUGAGAUCGCUCGCUAAUAGUCCCCCUUCCCUGGACGACAAGCCGCACGUGCUGUCAUUGGAUCGCACAGUCAUUGAUCGUCAAGACCUUUUUAGCAACGAACAGGUGGGUGCUUCAGGCUACAUUCCUGGUGUAGCCGCAGAGCCCGAGGUUGUGGAGUAUCUGGCCUCGAACUGGGCGGCUCCGGCCACAGAAGACGAAAGAAAACAUUGUCCGGAUACCAUUCUUCCUCGACUGGAGGACGCCUUCAUUCAGAAUGCGAGGGCAUGUGACGCGGUGUCCAUGCACCGUAUGGCACAGUCUUGGAGAAUCCUAGCCGCCGUCAUCAUUCCAGAACUGAAAGACUGGGCGGACAGCAAUCGGGCCAAACGAAGGGCGGAUGCAGCCAGAAGACGGCAAAAUCUGGAGAACUUUCGUUCAGGGACGACAAAGCCCGGGCUUUCUCCGCUAGCAGGAUUGCCCACUAGAAAGGGUGACCAUAAGUCCCAUACGCUCAUAAGCAGCUUGUUCAAGUCAUCUGAACGAAAACAUCUGGGCAGUGAGAUGGAUAGUACUUCGAACAUGACCACUCCUCUCGCUAAGCCUUUGCCAGACACGCCUCCUUCCGAGCGGAAAAGAUGGAGUCACUCUAGCAGUGAUGAUAGUAUUGAUGAAAUCGCACCGCUGCCCCCUUCUAUCUUGAACUCGCAUUCAACCGCGGCCGCCGCUUCUCGGGCUCUUCUUGACAGUCCGGGACGAGUGAACAAAUCUACGCCUUCAUCACCCGAAACUUUGAGGUCCAAACAGCCUAACACACCCCAGCCGAAUACUAAACCCGCGCCCGCCUCUCAGUCCUUCGUCCAGGGCAGCGCACGAGCCCCAAUUGAUGUUGCAGCAACGCGCGCUCUGGCACAAGAAAACCAGACACAAGAACAACGAAGAGCAGCUUUGAAGAAUUAUCGGGUCCAGGCUAGACCCAUAUUUUCGCUGGAAGAUAGAGCGCAUAAGCCGGCAUCAGAGGCGCACCCCGACUCAGGGGACAGCUUUGCCAUGUUCUCGGCGUCGACAGAUAGCUCACACAAAGCCCGGUCUUUGGGACUUUCUGCUGACUCGCCUCGGAGUGGUACUAGGCCUCCUGUUCAACGUGGAGAGUUCGAGUUCGAAGACGAUUCAGAUCAUUCUUCCCUCGGAGACACGAAGAUGAAGCGGCCUCAUUUGCAACAUGGGCCAAGCGAUCGAUCCGAGGGGCAGGAAAGCCGGGUCUCAGAUAUCGAGACUCCAUUGGAUAUGAGCUUUGACCAAAAUCGAUUAGACCGCAAUGCCCUUGAGUUGCAUAUGCACAAUGACAAGUCAGUAUGGCAACCUGACUCUCACUCUGGACCUGGGCAUGGCUUUGAACCCGAGACCGGGCCUGAGCAUAGCAUGAAGUCCGCAUCUCACGUCGACACCAAUAUCUCUUCUUCACUAGAAGCGGUCUCUUUUGAGGAUCAUCUACCACUUUCGAAACCACAAAUAUACACUUCCAACCCAAUGCGCCUAAAAUCUCCUGAGUCCAUCGAUUUUCGCCAUGUCCAAAGACAGAACGAAUUGUUUCACACCAUAACUAUGGAUGAACUUGACAGUGAGACAUACCUCUACCAGGAUUUUCGGCCCAUCGAUCUAUCACAUUAUGAACCAAGGCUUCCUUUUGCGUGGUCAGCACUACCUUUGAUCUGCCAUAGCAUCGCAUUCGACAUGGAAAACGGGAUUGGACAUUGCCAAUUUGCGGCACAUCUCUUGAUGCAUGUCCAUCCGUACUUUUUCCACCCGGAAUUCCGAAAAUCCACGAAAGCUGAUGGAUACGAAGCAAACAGCCUCGUGGACAGGUUGAUGACGCCACGCCUUGGGCAUAGGAUUAUUGAAGGCAUUUUGGAGGAUCAUGUGUUGUUCUUGGGACAAAUCGACUUGUUUGCAUCGGCGGCGCUGAUACGAAAGCAGGCCGUGGAAUUGAGUUAUUCCAGACUCUACAGUAUGACAAAGGCUAACAAGCAGGCCAACGGUAGUCUUACCAAUGGAGAUGCUAGGAGCUUGUCAAUAGCCUGCAGGCAUUGUCAGAUGCACAUGGCAAUCGGCCAGGGAGUCUGUGAGCGGUGUCAGCUGGCAAGGUCUGUAUGUCCAGUCUGCCUGUCAUUAAGGCAAGAGGCUGUCGGUGACCGAGAGUCAUCGGGUGACAAGAGGCAUCUCUUAGGGCGAAGUCAAGACUUUUGGUGCUUUUGUCAGGCAUGCGGACACUCAGGGCAUGCGUCUUGCAUAAGCGAGUGGUUUGCUCAACCCUUCAGUGAAGGUACAUGCCCUAGCCAAGGCUGUAGCUGCGACUGCGGCCCCGGCAUGACCAGGCAGCUUCGUAUACAGCAACAGAUAAAGCGCGACGAGGAAGCAAAACUCAUUCGCGGGUUUGGGUCUGGGCGGGUGUCUACUAAGCGUGAUCCUCUUCGAGCGUCAGCCAGCCCAGCAGUUGACAAAGCACGAGCUGCACUUCGGUCCACCAUGGAAAGCGAGAAAGCCACGCAGAGCAGUGAUGAACGGAGUUUCAGCGGGAAGCGUGAGAGUAGUCGUGCUGGCGUGUCAGGCUUCAGCACCUCGCGCAAGAGUGUACGAUUGGUCACCCCAGGCGAAGAAUAUGGGCAGUCCCAUUCCAAGUCUUGAGGAAACACACCAGGGCAUGAGCACUAUUACCAUACGGUGUACAAAGAAAGCACUUGCACCCGCUGACGGUGCAAAACGAAUUCACGAGCUGAUGCGGAUCCUCAAGUGAAACCACCAACUACAGAUAUGCCGACUGGGGUUGCUAGUGCUGAACGCCACUCAGCACACGAUUGCCUCUUGUAACGAAAUAGGGAAUGCCACCGGUUUUGUCGAAUGCACCUUUACUUGGAACGACUUUUCCCAACAGGCGGCUCUUGAUGCAGUGCAGACUCCUAACAAAAUGCCUGUCGCUUGUAUAGCUCGUGUUCAGCGGGAGUGACCCGGUAUAUGUUUUGUGGCAUGACUCUUGAGUGGUGCCCAGAGUCCGUAGCCGAGCAGAACACUGCAAGCCACCGGACUUUGAUGCAUGCACCAGAUUGUAUAUUCCGAAUUGUUUACCAAUCAAUUGUACAAUACUUGGGGUGUCGAAGGUUGCCCCUCCAUAGUGGAAAGGACAGCAGCAAGAAAGAGAGACAAGGUGGGUGUGACAACGAGUUCCCCGCUACUUGGCCCAACAAGUCUUCCCUAUACUCGCAAUCACUACUUGACCUACUUUGCAACAAAUGUCCGGUUGUACCGCAUAUUGAGGCGCCGAGUGCUAGCGGAGUUCCAUGGAUCAAAUCCGCAUCAACCAAGACGGUGAAAUUACUGCACUAUACGGAGUACAUCGUAACCGGCAAACAUCAACACUGCAACCUUGCUCAUGGCAGAGUACCUCCAGUAGGAAGUCUUGGGUGGUCAGAGAUAAAAAUAAAUACCCACUGGUCGAUGUCCAAU